UCCUUGUUUCAUAGUAUCAUAUAUACACGACAUUUUCGGACAAUUUGUUAUAUUUUAUUUCCACAUUGACAAAGUAAAGAUGUUUCAGUUAAGAAGAAUACGGAUUUUCAAACUCUUAAUACUGUGUGAAUAUUUCUGGCUUGGUGUUCUUGGAGACAAAGGUCUGAUUCUUGGAGUAUGGAACCCUGCGUCGUUUGUAACCAUAACAGAUAUACCUAAAGAUUCAGCGAAUCCCUUCCGGAAUGUUAGCUUAGAAAUUAAUCCUUCAAGCUCGCAAAUAACCAGCCUCACCGCUGAUACGAAGAAAGCAGUCGUUUUUGCAGCCAUUGGGGAGACAAUUUAUAUUUAUCACAAUUUUUCAAUUUGGCAAAAUGUUUCAGCGAAAUUUUCAGUUCAGUUUAGAGGCAAGUCAGCAGCAAUUGGACAGAUUGCAUUUGACUUUGUGUCAAAUAAUCUGUAUUGGUGUGACUCCCUACUUAACUGGAUUGCCAUGAAACCAGCUUACAAUUACAACAACACGUUCUAUAAAGUCAUAGUUCAACAAGAUUUGAAUCAACCUGAAGGACUGGCGUUAGAUCCGGUGGACAGAUUUAUGUUCUUUUCCGAUAAUGAUCCCAAUUCCCGAAUUGAAAAAGCUUCUUUGGACGGCCGAGAUAGAGUUGUGAUUAUUCACAAGGGACUUUCAAGAGUUCUCACCCUUACCGUGGACCUUGAUAAUAAAAAAUUGUAUUGGGCAGACCAUGGCAGACACACCCUGGAGGGUUGUGAUUACGACGGAGCAAAUAGGAGGGUGAUCAGGCGUAUGAACUCGGUUUCCAUAACAGGCUUAACAUACUUUCAGAAUAUGCUGGUCGCAGUAAGUGUUGGUUCAAAGGCCAUCCUAGCAGUUGAUAUUUCAUCUGGAUCUCUACUUUACUCACGAACUUUCCUAUCAGCAAAGCCGUAUGCAAUAACAGUGUAUGAUAAUGAGUCUGUACGAUCCUUUAGUAAUCCAUGUCAUUCUUUUAAUUGUGAACAUAUCUGUCUCAAUGCACGGUCGGGACCAAAGUGCCUCUGUUAUGAAGGAUUUAUAUUUGAUAGCAAUAACAUUUCAUGUAUAGAGAAGUCCUGGUUUUUUAAAAGGGGUUUUAUCGUUAGCAACGCAUCGAUUUUUGCCAUGCAUGAAGUCCACUCAGCUAGUAGCCAGUCAAAUCGAUAUAAAUACAGGCGAAUUCCUGGCAACAUUAUUGAGACAUUUGCUGUUGACGCCAUUUCUGACAUCAUCUACUUCGUAGAAAGUAGUAGUGGUUCGUUAAAGAAACACGACAUAAUUUCACGGAAAACAAGCACCAUUGCAUCUGUUUCAUCCGCCAGAGACUUAACGUUCGAUUGGAUUGCAAAACUUCUUGGAUGGAUAGAACCCACUACGUCGAGUAUUAGAUCUUUCUCAGUUAAUUCCCAAACCAGUACUAGUGCCACCAUAUAUACCAACCAGUAUCAAUCCGCUUCUCUAACCAUAGAUCCUUACAAUGGCGCCCUGUACUGGAUAACAGGGUUAUCAGAUAGGUCAAUAGUUCGUGGAUCCUGGACCAGAGAUACACCAACAGUUCUAAUAUCGGCGGCAAACCUAAACAAUCCACGUUCUUUACAAUAUGACGUUACAAGUCACAGACUCUACUGGCUAGGUCGUACGUUGAUUAAAAGCUCGAUGGCAAACGGUUCCGAUAUGAAAAGUCACAUCAUUACAAAUGGAGCUACAAGAGCAUUUGUUUAUAAGGAUUUCUUUGGAUGGAUAAAUGGAGAUAAACUCUUUUUUGGAAGAAAAACCGAUACUAGUUCAAAAUAUGAAAUUGAUAUAUUAAACAAUUUAAAAGAUGUCGCUGUGUUUGAUUCGUCUUUGGAAAUGGACGUACGAGGUACCUGCAAAAUCUUAAAUGGUGGGUGUGGAGAAUUAUGUGUUCCCGAAAAAGAUGGUCGCAGAUGUGAAUGCGAUAUUGGCCUACAGCUACAACCAGAUCAGAGUUGUGACAGUGAUGUUUUGACAGCAAAUUUCAUUAUUGCGUCCGAUUACACACAUGGACGGAUAAUUCAGGUUAAUCUUCAGACUGGAACUGUUGUAAAGUUACCUUUAUCAAUUAACAAACCAAAUGGGAUAGUGUUUGAUAAAACAACAAGGACGCUGUUUUUCUCUGAUUCGUCCAGGAAUACCAUAAUGACUACAUCGCUGCAUGGAACAAACAGAACAUUAUUCUACACAACAGGUUUUGCUUAUGCAGACCGUCUGGCCAUCGACUACUCUACGGGUAAUCUGUAUUAUACAGCUGUAGGUCCGACGACAUCUCAGAGUUAUAUUGGAGUAGUCCACAGGGCCACAUCUCUUCACAAAACGCUGAUAUCAGAUCUCCAUAGUCCAAGAGACAUCACUCUCCAUCCCUCCAAAGGAUAUCUGUUUUGGACAGAAUUUGGAAACAUAACUGAAAUAGGUAGAACUUCUAUGGACGGAACAUCCAAAAUCUAUAUUGCAACAACACAGAUUGUAUGGCCUAACGGAUUAACCAUUGAUUUUACAUCAAGCAGAUUGUAUUGGACGGAUGGGAAAAAAAAUCGCAUCGAAUCUUCUGACCUCAACGGUGGAAAUCGCCAAAUCCUAGCGUCUGAUAAUGAUGCCCAUUUAAUGAGCAUUGUGAGCCAUGGACAGUAUCUCUUCUACACGGCAUGGAAUAGACAACGCAUCACAAAAUUGGACAAAAGAACUGGGUCCAAGGUGAUUUUUAUGUCGAACCAUCCAGAACUCGGGCGACUAGACGGCCUUGAUAUUUAUGCUGAUGAAAGUCAAGACGUAAGCUCAAGUUGUUCGAGCAAAAAUGGAUUUUGCAGUACAUUCUGUUUUCCAACCCCAACCGGAAGAACUUGUGGCUGUCAAGACAACGUGAAUCUCCAAUCAGAUCAAUUAACUUGCCCAGGAGUGACUCGAUGUCCAACUUCGCUACGUAAUUUGCAUUUUCUUGACUGCCAACCGUACCCAGGUCAAUCAUGUAAUUUUGAAUGUAAAACCGGUUAUCGACUUGCAAUCAAUACUUCUGUUUCCUGUGGAUCUUUGGGACAAUGGAAUUUGCCAACAGAUACAUUAUGUGAAGUGAUUAUGUGUCCCGAGUCUCUGGACACUGCUGUGUUGUCACCAAAGUGUAGUAGAAGGAUUGGAGACUCUUGUUCCUUCUCCUGUACUAAUGGUUACCGUCCCACAACAUCUACCAAUUUGGUGUGCACAGCUGACGGGACGUGGAACCGCGAUACAAAUACACUGUGUUCACUAAUUUUGUGUCCUGAGUCUCUGAACACUGCUGUGUUGUCACCAAAGUGUAGUAGAAGGAUUGGUGACUCUUGUUCCUUCUCCUGUACAAAUGGUUAUCGUCCCACAACAUCUACCAAUUUGGUGUGCACAGCUGACGGGACGUGGAACCGCGAUACAAAUACACUGUGUUCACUGAUUAUGUGUCCCAAGUCUCUGGACACUGCUGUGUUGUCACCAAAGUGUAGUAGAAGGAUUGGUGACUCUUGUUCCUUCUCCUGUACUAAUGGUUACCGUCCCAUAACAUCUACCAAUUUGGUGUGCACAGCUGACGGGACGUGGAGCCGCGAUACAAAUACACUGUGUUCACCGAUUAUGUGUCCCGAGUCUCUGGACACUGCUGUGUUGUCACCAAAGUGUAGCAGAAGGAUUGGUGAUUCUUGUUCCUUUUCCUGUACUAAUGGUUACCGUCCCACAACAUCUACCAAUUUGGUGUGCACAGCUGACGGGACGUGGAACCGCGAUACAAAUACAUUGUGUUCACUGAUUUUGUGUCCCGAGUCUCUGGACACUGCUGUGUUGUCACCAAAGUGUAGUAGAAGUAUUGGUGACUCUUGUUUCUUCUCCUGUACUAAUGGUUACCGUCCCACAACAUCUACCAAUUUGGUGUGCACAGCUGACGGGACGUGGAACCGCAAUACAAAUACACUGUGUUCACUGAUUUUGUGUCCCGAGUCUCUUGACACUGCUGUGUUGUCACCAAAUUGUAGUAGAAGGAUUGGAGACUCUUGUUCCUUCUCUUGUACUAAUGGUUACCGUCCCAAAACAUCUUCCAAUUUGGUGUGCACAGCUGACGGGACGUGGAACCGCUAUACAAAUACACUGUGUGCACUGAUUAUGUGUCCCGAGUCUCUGGACACUGCUGUGUUGUCACCAAACUGUAGUAGAAGGAUUGGUGACUCUUGUUCCUUCUCCUGUACUAAUGGUUACCGUCCCAUAACAUCUACCAAUUUGGUGUGCACAGCUGACGGGACGUGGAGCCGCGAUACAAAUACACUGUGUUCACUGGUUUUGUGUCCCGAGUCUCUAAACACUGCUGUGUUGUCACCAAAGUGUAGUAGAAGGAUUGGAGACUCUUGUUCCUUCUCUUGUACUAAUGGUUACCGUCCCACAACAUCUUCCAAUUUGGUGUGCACAGCUGACGGGACGUGGAACCGUGAUACAAAUACACUGUGUUCACUGAUUAUGUGUCCCGAGUCUCUGGACACUGCUGUGUUGUCACCAAAGUGUAGUAGAAGGAUUGGUGACUCUUGUUCCUUCUCCUGUACUAAUGGUUACCGUACAACAACAUCUACCAAUUUGGUGUGCACAGCUGACGGGACGUGGAACCGCGAUACAAAUACACUGUGUUCACUGGUUUUGUGUCCCGAGUCUCUAAACACUGCUGUGUUGUCACCAAAGUGUAGUAGAAGGAUUGGUGACUCUUGUUCCUACUCUUGUACUAAUGGUUACCGUCCCACAACAUCUACCAAUUUGGUGUGCACAGCUGACGGGAUGUGGAACCGCGAUACAAAUACACUGUGUUCACUGAUUUUGUGUCCCGAGUCUCUGGACACUGCUGUUUUGUCACCAAACUGUAGUACAAGGAUUGGUGACUCUUGUUCCUUCUCUUGUACAAAUGGUUACCGUCCAACAACAUCUACCAAUUUGGUGUGCACAGCUGACGGGACGUGGAACCUCGAUACAAAUACACUGUGUUCACUGAUUAUCUGUCCCGAGUCUCUGGACACUGCUGUGUUGUCACCAAAGUGUAUUAGAAGGAUUGGUGACUCUUGUUCCUUCUCCUGUACUAAUGGUUACCGUCCAACAUCAUAUACCAAUUUGGUGUGCACAGCUGACGGAACGUGGAACCGCGAUACAAAUACACUGUGUUCACUGAUUAUGUGUCCCGAAUCUCUGGACACUGCUGUGUUGUCACCAAAGUGUAGUAGAAGGAUUGGUGACUCUUGUUCCUUCUCCUGUACUAAUGGUUACCGUACAACAACAUCUACCGAUUUGAUGUGCACAGCUGACGGGACGUGGAACCGCGAUACAAAUACACUGUGUUCACUGAUUAUGUGUCCCGAGUCUCUGGACACUGCUGUGUUGUCACCAAAGUGUAGUAGAAGGAUUGGUGAAUCUUGUUCCUUCUCCUGUACUCUUGGUUACCGUCCCACAACAUCUACCAAUUUGAUGUGCACAGCUGACGGGACGUGGAACCGCGAUACAAAUACACUGUGUUCACAGGGAAAUCCUACUCCAGAAAAACACAAGAUGGAUAUUAAUUAUCUAUACCUGGGGUUAGCAUCAGCUGGUGCGGUCGUCGUAGUACUGGGCAUCGUUGGAAUCAUCUGUCUGCUGAAAAAACGAAACAAUAUACAUCGUGGGCGGUAUAAAAGGACGUCAUCAAGCACACAACACAACGCACUUUUGACGUUUGAGAACCGAGGAUUUCAACGAGCCGGGGAUGAAUACGUUACAAUCAACUCCAUGUAUGAUGCAGGGAAUGGUGAUUACGAUGAGCCCAACAACGCCUUGGCUGAUAUGGCCAAAAUCAUCCCCAAUCGUUACCUAACUAAAGCCCAUUGUCGCACUAGCCACUCUAGCCAAGCGUGGCGGGUCAAAUCAAAGUACAGCACAGUGCAUCUCAUAACUCGGGGUUUCCUUUCUUUAAAUUUCUUAAGGUUUAGAUUCCUGACUGUAAGAAACAAAAUGAUAUACUCAAUGCCGAUAUUUGGAAUUAUGCUUUUAUUACAACAUUUUUCUUUUGGUCUUUCAAACGAGAAAGGUAUCAUUCUAGGAAUGUACAACCGUGCUGCAAUUAAAACAUAUCCAGAAAUUCCUGAUGAGUCUACAGAUUUCCUCAAUGCUCUUAAUUUAUUAAUAAAACCACCAGAAGCACUAAUCACGAGUAUUGCAUCCGAUCCAAGGUUAUCGGUUAUUUUCACAGCCAUAAAUGAUGGCAUUUACACCAUUUUUGAUUUUUCUAUUUGGCUAAAUACUAGUAGUUCUACCGAGUUAUUUCUUUCGUACAAAGGAAGAUACGCAGCAAUUGAACAAAUAGCCUAUGACUUUAUCACGGGUAAUUUGUAUUGGUGCGAUUCCAUGUACGACUGGAUCGCUAUGAAACCAAUAUUUACCACCAAGAAGGAGAUCUAUAACGUUGUUAUUCGCACAGAUUUGGAUCACCCCGAAGGACUGGCUUUGGAUCCCGGAGAUAGAGUGAUGUUCUUUUCCGAUUAUGGUCAAAAUUCGCGAAUUGAGAGGGCCUCCUUAGACGGACAGGACAGAGUGGUCAUUGUAUAUAGAGGCAUAUUAAGGGUUGUCUCCCUUACCGUGGAUACUGACAACGACAAGCUGUACUGGGCAGAUCACAACAGACAGACAUUGGAGGGAUGUGAUUACGACGGGUCCAACAGGAGAGUCAUCAGACGUAUGAAUACGGUGUCAAUGACAGGCGUAGCGUACCACCAGAGCAUGCUGCAUUUAGUCAGCUUUGGUGCUAAGAAAAUCUACAAAGUUGAUCUAACAUCCGAAUCUUUGUUGUACGAAGAAAAGAUUUUCACAGGGGAACCGUAUACGAUUCAUGCAUAUGAUGCUGAGACCAUAAAAUCGGAACAUGAUCCUUGUUUAACCUUGGAUUGUCAUCACAUGUGUGUUAACACAAAAGCAGGACCCAAAUGUCUCUGUUCCGAUGGGUUUGAACUGAAUUCCGACGGUUCAACUUGCACAGAUAGAUCGUAUAUUGUGGAUGGGAUGUUUAUUGUAAGCAACGCCUCCAUGUUUGCUGUGCACAGAUUACACUCUGUCGAUGGUCAAAGAAGCGUAUUACAUUCAGUUCAACUUCCGGUCACUAAUAUUGAAACAUUUGCUGUGGAUACAAAGACAAAAACCAUCUACUUUGUGGAUAGCGGGAGCAGAUCCUUAAAGAAACACGACAUUAUAUCAUUAAGAACUAAAACUUUAACUUCAGUUUCAUCAGCCACAGUAAAAGAUUUGAGUUUAGACUGGAUUGCAAAUAUUCUUGGGUGGAUAGAACCUACCUUGUCUAGUAUACGUUCCUUCUCAAUCAUUGUCCAAACCAGUGCUACAAUAUACACUGAUCUGCAACAACCUGCGUCUCUAACCAUAGAUCCCUACAAUGGCAUUCUAUACUGGAUUUCGGGGACUUCAGUUCGAACAAUAAUGCAGGGAUCGUGGACAAGAGAUAUACCAAAAGUUUUGAUAACAGCCGCAAACCUACAUAAUCCAACUUCUCUACAGUAUGACGUUAGAACAAACAGACUGUACUGGCUGGAUCGGUCGGUAAUUAAAAGUUCAAAGACAAAUGGAAUGGAUAUCGAAAGCCAUAUCGUAACCAAAGGCGCUAUCAAAACUGUUGUUUAUAAGGACUUUUUUGGUUGGAUCGACAAAAAUAAAUUUUAUUCUGCAAGGCACAUAUCUAAAGCGGCAGAAAAUGUAUUGAACACAGUUCAUAAUGCAAAUGAUAUUUCUGUGUUUGAUUCCACUUUACAACAAGAUAAACAUGAUAACUGUCAUGUUCAAAACGGUGAAUGUGAAGACAUAUGUGUUCCAGAGGAAAAUGGCCGCAUAUGUAAAUGCGAUAUCGGUCUACAACUUCAAUCAGACCAGAGUUGUAAUAGCGAUGUGCUUCUUUCGAAUUUCAUCGUGGUCACUGAUUAUACCCAUGGAAGAAUUAUGCAGAUUUGUCUUCAGACUGGAACUAUUGUAAAAUUACCAAUAAAAACAAAAGAAGUUCACGCAUUAGCGUUUGACAAAUCAACAAAGAUGCUUUUUUAUUCCGAACUCUCAACAAACAGUAUCUCUUAUACAACACUACAUGGAAAAAAUACAACAGUGUUAUAUACAACAGGUUUAGCUUUUGCUGAGGAUCUGGCCAUCGACUACUCAACGGGUAAUCUAUAUUAUACGGCUGAGGGUCCCACGACUUUUCAGAGAUACAUUGGAGUGGUUCAGAGAUCCACAUCAUUCCACAAAACUCUUAUAAACUACCUCUACAAACCAAGAGGCAUUGCUCUUCAUUCAGCCAAAGGAUAUAUGUUUUGGACGGAAUUUGGCGACAAUACUCAAAUUUGCAGAGCAAGUAUGGAUGGGACAUCGAAAAGAUCAAUCGCAACCACAGCAUUAGUAAUGGCGAAUGGCAUAACAAUUGAUUUUACAACCGAUCGGUUGUAUUGGAUGGAUGGGUAUCUUAAUCGCAUCUACUCAUCCGAUCUGAAUGGUGGGGAUUAUAGGGUUUUGGCGACAGAUAGCGAUGCUUUUUUAAUGAGUAUUGUUACCCAAGAAAAAUACCUCUACUACACGGCAUGGAAUCGACAACGAAUUACCAAAAUGGACAAAUUAACGGGGUCAAAGGUUUCUUUCAUGUUGGAGUAUCCAGAGCUUGGGCGAUUAGAUAAUUUAGAUGUUUACACUGACGAGAUUCCUGAUGUUAGAUCCAGUUGUUCGAACCUAAAUGGUUUGUGUAGUACGUUUUGUUUUCCAACUCCAAACGGGAGGACAUGUGGAUGCCAAGACAAUGUUAAGCUUCAAUCAGACCAAUUAACCUGUGAAGGAGUUUCUAGAUGUCAGACAUUGCAUCAUUCUGUGAAUUUCAUCGACUGCCGACCGUAUCCUGGUCUGACUUGUAACUUUGAAUGCAAAGCAGGUUAUCAAAUUGCUAGGACCGCCAUUGCUACUUGUAGUUCUACAGGGAUAUGGGUUCCAUCAAUAGAUACAUUGUGCAAAGAGACAUUGUGCCCACUUCACUUUGGCAACGCUGUAUUGUCCCCAAACUGUAAUAGAAAAAUUGGAGAUAGCUGUUCCUUCUACUGUCUGAAUGGUUACCUGCCCACUUCAUCAACCACCUUGGUGUGCACAGCGGAAGGAAAGUGGAAUACUGAUACAGAUACACUAUGUUUACCAAUAGUAUGUCCACUGUCACUGGGUAAUGCUGUUUUAUCAUCAAGCUGUAGUAGAAGGGCCGGGGACUCGUGUACUUUUUCCUGCUCUGACGGUUACAUUCCAACAACAUCAGAGAGAUUGAUGUGUACCUCUGACGGGACGUGGAACCUUGACACUGAUACUUUAUGUACACCAAAGCUAUGCCCAUCAACAAUAGAAAAUGGACAUUUAGCUGAAAAUUGUGAAAGACAUAUUGGUAAUAUCUGUUCAUUUACCUGUAAUGAAAAAUACAUAUCAGCCAUUGAUCGUCAGAACAUCAUAUGCACUACUGGAGGAAUAUGGAGUGCAGACACUACGCAAUUGUGCCUUCCAAUUAAAUGCCCCUUGGACGUAACCAACGGACAUGUAUCGUCGUCUUGCCGGGGUAUGAUCGGAGAGAAUUGUGACGUAUCCUGUGGGGAUGACGCCUCAAUGAACAUCGCUCACAUAAUAUGUCUGUCUUCGGGUGCCUGGGAUAAAGAUCCUGCUGUUAUAUGUCGACUGCAUCAUGAGUCUGAGAAAAGCUUGAGCUAUCACGAAAUUGGGUUGUGUGUAUUAUGUGUCAUUGUUUUCACUGUUGUAAUAGCAACGUCUGUCACCUGCUGGUAUUCCAGGAAAGGCAACGCAAAGAAGAAUGAUUAAUAACAAUUGUAUUUUUUUUAAAUUGUAUCCUAGUGUGUCAAAUACUUUAUGUGUAUUUUAUUUUUAGAAAAACAAAAAGUGCUAUUUUAUUUUUAAUUCUUACAGUUUUUGAUACACUAUGUUUUAGAAUCACUAUCAGCUAUUGAAAAACUUUU
Magallana angulata is the source of this 10047-nucleotide messenger RNA. Its product is annotated as prolow-density lipoprotein receptor-related protein 1-like. The transcript has 58 exons. Lineage: Eukaryota; Metazoa; Mollusca; Bivalvia; Ostreida; Ostreidae. The record is from RefSeq and is a predicted model, not a curated record. Bases 80 to 9892 code for a protein of 3270 amino acids. Gene Ontology annotation, molecular function: calcium ion binding.